Syzygium oleosum is the source of this 1891-nucleotide messenger RNA. RefSeq names its product UPF0496 protein At2g18630-like. The transcript is spliced from 2 exons. The record is from RefSeq and is a predicted model, not a curated record. Bases 529 to 1662 code for a protein of 377 amino acids. Lineage: Eukaryota; Viridiplantae; Streptophyta; Magnoliopsida; Myrtales; Myrtaceae.
ACGUUGCUUUUCUCACCCGCCGGUCCUCCUCUCUUUCCUGCUUCCGUCUCUCCUCCACGUUUCAAUCCUCUCUUUCCUCCGACAUUUUCUCUGGCUUUCUCACUUCACUUUCCUCCUCAACGCGUACAAGCCAUCUCUCUCUCUCUCUCUCUCUCCCGAGCCACCUCGAUAAACAUCCGUCGUCUUCUCCUCUCUUUCUUGUCGUCUUCAAAAUCAAUGCUCUCUUGCUUCCCAAGCAUCCUCCAUCAAAAGUUCGCACCUUUCCGUUUCGCUACCGCAGCUACUGCAGAAAUUUGUUUGUGGGUGUCGAUUGAUGCUGGUUUCUUUGCUCGAUCGUCUGCAUUUCUGCUUCGAUUGGGAGUGCUCUGUUCUUUGCGCGGGUACCUGCUGAGCGGAAAAUCGCCCUUUGCCUCCCGACAUUUCAGCUGCAAUCUGAGGCGCUCAGUGGGUUCAUCUCGAAAGGGAUUAGCGUUUGAGCGAGUUUCUUGUGCUAUUCCUUGGUAGUUUUUGUUGUGUCAAAGUUUACAAAUGACGGGAGGGCAGUCCAGCAAGAAGAGAAGUGAUGAGGCUCCUCCUCCCCUGUCAUUGAACACGAAUGCCCAAUACAUGGCCGAUCUGACCUCUUACGAAGAUGCUUGUAAAAUUGACCCUGACUUGCAAGCCUUUGAUCACACCCUUCACGAGCGUACCAACCGCGUUAUCAACAGUCUUGCAGUUGGCAUAGAGGUUCGGUCCCUGUCUUUCGAGUCGCUGAGAGAAGUGACAGGUAGUCUGCUGGAAAUGAACCAGGAAGUAGUCAAAGUCAUUCUUGAAUGCAAAAAAGAUAUUUGGAAUAAUCAAGAACUGUUUGGUCUGGUAGAAGAUUACUUUGAGAACAGCCUGCAGACGCUAGACUUCUGCACUGCUCUUGAAAAAUGCCUCAAGCGUGCUCGUCACAGCCAAUUAAUUAUCCAGUUCGCGAUCCAGCAAUUUGAAGAAGUGGAAGACGGGAUUGAAGGGAACAAGUUUGUGAAAACGUUGGAAGAACUACAGAAGUUUAAGGCGGCUGGGGACCCUUUUACCGAGGAAUUCUUCAUGAUCUUCCAAUCUGUUUAUAAGCAGCAGGUGGCAAUGUUGGAGAAACUACAAGGUCGGAAGAAGAAGCUCGAUAAGAAGCUAAAAUCUACCAAAACAUGGAUGAGAAUCUCUAACGUGAUUUUCGUUGCCGCUUUUGUGUCAGCAUUGAUAUUCUCGGUCGUGGCAGCAGCUGUGGCAGCACCGCCUGUCAUAACAGCGUUGGCUGGUGCAAUAGCUGUCCCAAUUGGCUCAGUGGGUAAGUGGUGCAACUCCCUGUGGAAGAACUACCAGAGUGCUCUCAAAGGGCAGAGGGAGCUGAUCAGCUCAAUGCAGGUUGGCACCUACAUAAUUAUCAAGGACAUGGAUAACAUUAAGGUUCUUGUCAGUAAGUUGGAGGUCGAGAUUGAGUCUUUGAUGAAAAAUGCUGAUUUUGCUUCUAGUGAAGAUGAGGCUGUCACGUUCGCUAUAGUUGAGAUAAAGAAAAGGCUGAAAAUAUUUAUGGAAACGGUCAACGAUCUGGGUGAACACGCUGACAAGUGUAGCCAGGACAUAAGUAGGGCGAGAACGGUUGUGUUGCAAAGGAUAAUGAGACAUUCAAAUAGCUAGAGAGGUCCAUACAGAGGCGUACCUUUAAUACUUUGACAACUCUUAGUCUAAUUCUCAUCAAUUAUUGACAUUACCAACUACCUUUAAUCCAUUAUGAUAAAGAUUGAAGGUAAGCAGUUUCUUAUAUUAGCAGGCUUGUAUGUUGUAAUACCAUUGCUGAUUUCUCUUUCCGCAGCAGGAUGUUAGCUUAAUUUUCAGUUAAUGGUUUGACAAGAGUGUUUUUCAUGGA